UAAACUAUGAAACGUCUAAGUUCGUUGAUAGUCGCAUCGUUACUUGUGGUAACAAACUUAAGUGGCACUAAGGCCGAUCCGACGACUACAGAAUCUACAUGUGUUCCUUCGGUAACGACGGCCAGCGGAAGUCUGAUCGAUCGUGGUCGCACUUUCUGUAGUGGAGAACUAAUCUUUGAGGAUAAUUUCGACUUUUUCGAUUUCGAAAAAUGGGAGCACGAAAACACGCUUGCUGGCGGUGGUAAUUGGGAAUUCCAAUGGUACACCAACAAUCGGUCUAACUCAUUCGUCGAAGAUGGCUCCCUCAACAUUCGACCUACGCUGACGGCGGACCAGUUCGGGCUCGGUUUCAUGACAUCCGGCACACUGAGCCUGCAGGGCAACUAUCCCACCGACCACUGCACCAACGAUGCGUUCUAUGGCUGUGUCCGGGUUGGCAAUCAGCAGCACAUCGUAAAUCCGGUCAAGAGCGCACGCAUUCGUACGAUCAGUUCGUUCAACUUCAAGUACGGCCGGGCGGAGGUGCGCGCCAAACUGCCUACCGGCGACUGGCUCUGGCCCGCCAUCUGGUUGCUGCCUAAGCGUAACGUUUACGGAAGCUGGCCAGCGUCCGGUGAGAUGGAUCUGAUGGAGUCACGCGGCAAUGAGGCUCUGAUGCUGGACGGAGUGCAGAUCGGUACGCGUCAGGUCGGACAAACGUUGCACUUUGGACCGGGACCUUCCUACAACGGCUACCCGACCAGCACGCUGACCAAGAAUGCCGUGCCCGGGCAAGAGUUCAACCGGGACUACAACACGUUCGGGUUCGUGUGGACACCGGAUAACAUUACGGUCAGCAUUAACGGUGAAAACUUGACCACGAUCGACGGUGACUUCUGGAAGCGUGGUGACUUUGCUCGGCACAAUCUCGAAAAUCCGUGGCGCCACGGAACGCCCAUGGCACCGUUCGAUCAGGAGUUCCACUUCAUCAUCAACCUAGCGGUCGGUGGGGUGGCUUUCUUCCCCGACGCGGCCACCAACCCGGGUGGUAAGCCGUGGAAAAACAAUUCACCACAGGCGGCCACAGACUUCUGGAACGGGCGCACACAGUGGCUACCGACCUGGAACCUGGACAAAGAUGGCGGCAAAUCGGCAUCGCUCCUGGUGGACUACGUUAAAGUAUGGGCCCUGUAGGGGUGAUGUACUGUGGUUUUGUGAUGUGAAAAAAGUUUUGAUGUGCAAAACUGUGAAU
Molecule: messenger RNA, 1231 nt
Organism: Anopheles coustani
Lineage: Eukaryota; Metazoa; Arthropoda; Insecta; Diptera; Culicidae
Product: beta-1,3-glucan-binding protein-like
Exons: 3
Coding region: 7-1173 (388 amino acids)
Biological process (GO): carbohydrate metabolic process
Molecular function (GO): hydrolase activity, hydrolyzing O-glycosyl compounds
Source: RefSeq, a predicted model, not a curated record